AUGGAGCCGUCCCAAAGACGACGUGCAGGAUGCACUGAGUGCAAGAGGAAGAAGGCAAAGAUCACGACACAGCCAUCUUCAACCGAGGAGACGGCCGGCGAACAACAAAUGUGCCUAGCACCAAGCUCAGUUAUCACUUCCAACCAACUCAUUUCUUAUACCGAUACAUCCGACACAUUCGAGAGCAACUUUCUUUCAUCACCAAUUCCAGACGAUUCUUCUGAAUUCUUGUUUUACUUCCAUGCAUUGAGUCCACCAAGGCUCAGCGUCUCCCUCUCUCUUCCGUCCAGCCCUCCAAUCCGGUCUGACCCUCGGCGGAUCUACUUCCAGCACUUUGUAGCCCAUACAGCAAUAGUAUACUGGCCACUACAACCGGACAUGGCCCUAAGCUUGCUUCUACCAGCCGCUGAUCUUAGCCCUUGCAUAAUGGGGGCAAUGAUCGCCGCCAGCAGCAGCCAACUCUUCAGGAUGGCGCGAAACCCAGAAUCGAAGAAUGCAGCAAUAUCGGCGACUGUGGAAUGUUUGGGAAACCUCCGAGAAGCACUUACUACACCACGAUUCGGCGACUUUGGUGUGACUAUCUUGCCGACGACGUUAAUGCUGGCUACGACAUGUGUCUGCGCAGGGGAUACUACGACCUUUCGGAAGCAUCUCAACGGGGCUCUUCAUAUCGUUCAACGCGAUAAAUCGAAGUAUAGCCUGGAUCCUUUAUGGUGGAUGAGUCUCAAGUGGCUUGUUCACUGCCUUCUGAUGAACAGACUUUCAGGCCUGCCCUUACCAUCACGGCAGACAAAGGGGUUCAUCGACUGGGACUACCUUUUGACAUGUAUGCCUGAUUUAGGGCGCAUCGAUCUCACUUCUGGCUUUUCUAGAGAGCUGGUGAUUACUCUGAAUAUGGUUUGCGAGCUAUCUGAGCCACGUUGCACAAAUGUCGAUGCAAGUGGUGAAUUGUAUGGAAAUGAUCUAGCACGCAGUGCACAUUCUCACGAACUCGAACUGCGAUUGAUCGACCUUCGGAAUAAGACCGCUUCAACGGUGACAGACGUGGUGCUCCGGGCAGAACUAGAGACCACCCAUAGACUGUUCACUGAUGCAACACUGCUAUGUCUAUACAGACGGGUUGACGAACUAUCCAAGAACAAUCCCAAAGUUCAAGCAGCAGUGAAAUCGAUUAUCAACUCAUUACAGAACAUUCACAAACAGUCCCCUGUUCACGCUCAACUUUUGUGGCCACUUCUUGCAGCAGGCUGCGACUCAACGACUCAUGCCGAGCGCACUAUUGUCGUGGAGACAAUGGAGAGCAUGACUGCACGUGGAAUGGGCAGCUACGAAAAUGUCCUUGAGUUCAUGAGGGAUUAUUGGAAGAAUGGCGGCGAGAUGAGAUGGGAUUUGUUCGCCAAGCAAACAGGAAAAGACCUCGUACUAUUCUGA
This is a messenger RNA of Fusarium subglutinans, 1431 nucleotides long. RefSeq lists its product as uncharacterized. The record is from RefSeq and is a predicted model, not a curated record. Gene Ontology annotation, biological process: positive regulation of transcription by RNA polymerase II. Lineage: Eukaryota; Fungi; Ascomycota; Sordariomycetes; Hypocreales; Nectriaceae. The transcript has 2 exons. Gene Ontology annotation, molecular function: transcription cis-regulatory region binding; DNA-binding transcription factor activity. The coding region runs from base 1 to 1431 and encodes 476 amino acids. Gene Ontology annotation, cellular component: nucleus.